Molecule: messenger RNA, 3865 nt
Organism: Marmota flaviventris (yellow-bellied marmot)
Lineage: Eukaryota; Metazoa; Chordata; Mammalia; Rodentia; Sciuridae
Gene: Osbpl6
Product: oxysterol binding protein like 6
Cellular component (GO): nuclear membrane; perinuclear endoplasmic reticulum; plasma membrane
Molecular function (GO): cholesterol binding
Source: RefSeq, a predicted model, not a curated record
UGGACAACCUCAGUAUUUUCCUGCUGUCUCCUAGUCAGCCGUGCUUCAUGAAAUGGAAUGAAGCUGAAAAAUCACCUGCUUUUUUGUGAAUCUGAAGGAAGAUUGGGAUGAUCUCAAGUAACUAGACUCUAACUGCAGCGAUGAGUUCAGACGAGAAGGGUGUGUCGCCUGCUCAUAAAACAUCCACUCCAACCCAUAGAAGUGCCUCCUCUUCAACAUCCUCCCAGAGGGACAGUAGGCAGAGUAUCCACAUCUUGGAGAGAACAGCGUCCUCUAGCACCGAGCCCUCUGUAAGUCGGCAGUUGCUAGAACCGGAGCCCAUCCCCCUCUCCAAGGAAGCUGACAGCUGGGAAAUUAUAGAAGGGCUGAAAAUAGGUCAAACUAAUGUCCAGAAACCAGACAAACACGAAGGCUUUAUGUUGAAGAAGAGAAAAUGGCCUUUAAAAGGCUGGCACAAGCGUUUUUUUGUCCUGGAUAAUGGAAUGUUAAAGUAUUCAAAGGCACCACUUGAUAUUCAAAAAGGGAAGGUCCAUGGGAGCAUAGAUGUCGGACUAUCUGUGAUGUCAAUUAAAAAGAAAGCAAGGAGAAUAGACCUUGACACGGAAGAGCACAUCUACCAUUUGAAGGUGAAGUCCCAGGACUGGUUUGAUGCCUGGGUUUCCAAGCUGCGCCAUCAUCGGCUGUACCGUCAGAAUGAAAUUGUGAGAUCACCAAGAGAUGCUAGUUUUCACAUAUUUCCUGCAACUUCCACAGCAGAGUCCUCCCCAGCUGCUAAUGUUUCUGUUGUUGAUGGAAAGGUGCAACCAAACAACUUUCCUUGGCAGUCUCCUCUGCCAUGUAGCAAUAGCCUCCCUGCAACCUGUACAACUGGCCAGAGCAAAGUGGCAGCCUGGUUACAGGACUCGGAAGAAAUGGACAGGUGUGCAGAAGAUCUUGCACACUGCCAGUCUAACCUUGUGGAACUUAGCAAACUCCUGCAAAACUUGGAAAUACUUCAGAGAACUCAGUCAGCACCAAACUUUACUGACAUGCAGGCUAACUGUGUAGAUAUUUCAAAGAAAGACAAGCGGGUCACAAGACGCUGGAGAACAAAAAGUGUCAGCAAAGAUACAAAAAUACAACUGCAGGAAGGGCCACCCGCGAAGGGCCAGUUCAGCACAACUCGGCGCCGGCAGAGGCUAGCAGCAGCAGUGGCUACAACAGUUCCUUUCAGUGCCACCAUGUCACCAGUUCGCUUGCAUUCCUCCAACCCCAACCUUUGUGCAGAUAUUGAAUUUCAGACUCCCCCCAGCCACCUCACUGACCCUCUGGAAAGUUCAACAGAUUAUACAAAGCUUCAAGAAGAAUUUUGUCUCAUUGCACAGAAAGUACAUUCUCUUUUGAAGUCUGCAUUUAAUAGCAUAGCUAUUGAGAAAGAGAAGCUGAAGCAGAUGGUUUCUGAGCAGGAUCACAAUAAAGGCCACAGCUCGCAGAUGGCCCGGCUCCGACAGUCACUGUCUCAGGCACUCAACCAGAACGCUGAAUUAAGGAGUCGGUUGAACAGAAUACACUCAGAGUCUAUUAUUUGUGAUCAGGUUGUCAGUGUAAAUAUUAUUCCUAGCCCUGAUGAGCCUGGUGAGCAAAUCCACGUCAGUCUCCCCCUUUCACAGCAAGUAGCCAAUGAGAGCCGCCUCUCCAUGUCAGAGUCUGUGUCUGAGUUCUUCGAUGCUCAAGAGGUGCUCCUCUCUGCAAGUUCAUCAGAGAAUGAGGCUUCAGAUGACGAGUCUUACAUCAGCGAUGUGAGCGAUAAUAUAUCUGAAGACAACACCAGUGUUGCGGACAAUAUUUCUCGGCAAAUCCUGAAUGGGGAGCUCACAGGAGGCGCCUUCAGAAAUGGCCGUCGCACCUGCCUGCCUGCUCCUUGUCCUGACACUAGUAACAUCAACCUGUGGAAUAUCUUGAGAAACAACAUCGGUAAAGACCUGUCGAAAGUCUCGAUGCCUGUGGAGCUCAACGAGCCGCUCAACACCCUGCAGCAUCUCUGUGAGGAAAUUGAAUACAGUGAGCUGCUGGACAAGGCCUCAGAGACUGAUGAUCCCUACGAGCGCAUGGUUCUCGUUGCUGCGUUUGCAGUUUCAGGAUAUUGCUCCACCUACUUCAGAGCAGGAAGUAAGCCAUUCAACCCAGUCCUUGGGGAGACUUAUGAAUGCAUUAGAGAAGACAAAGGAUUCCGAUUUUUCUCAGAACAAGUUAGCCAUCAUCCACCCAUUUCUGCCUGUCACUGUGAAUCAAAGAAUUUUGUGUUUUGGCAAGAUAUCAGAUGGAAAAACAAGUUCUGGGGGAAGUCCAUGGAAAUCCUGCCAGUUGGAACACUGAAUGUCAUGCUUCCAAAGUAUGGAGAUUACUAUGUGUGGAACAAGGUGACCACAUGCAUUCACAACAUCCUCAGUGGGAGGAGAUGGAUAGAGCAUUAUGGAGAAAUAACAAUUAGAAAUACCAAAAGCAGCGUUUGCAUUUGCAAACUCACAUUUGUCAAGGUGAAUUAUUGGAAUUCCAACGUGAAUGAAGUCCAGGGGGUUGUGAUGGAUCAGGAAGGAAAGGUAGUGCACCGGCUGUUUGGGAAGUGGCACGAAGGUCUCUAUUGUGGUGUGGCCCCCUCUGCAAAGUGCAUCUGGAGACCAGGUUCCAUGCCAACCAACUAUGAGCUCUACUAUGGCUUCACACGGUUUGCUAUUGAGCUCAAUGAGUUAGAUCCUGUACUAAAAGAUCUCCUUCCACCGACAGACGCCCGGUUUCGGCCAGAUCAAAGAUUUUUGGAAGAAGGGAAUUUGGAAGCUGCAGCGGCAGAGAAGCAAAGAGUAGAGGAACUCCAGAGAUCUCGAAGACGAUAUAUGGAAGAAAACAACCUUGAACAUAUACCAAAAUUUUUUAAAAAAGUUAUUGAUGCAAAUCAAAGAGAAGCCUGGGUUUCCAACGACACCUACUGGGAGCUUCGAAAGGACCCUGGGUUUAGCAAAGUAGACAGCCCUGUUCUCUGGUAAACUGGGAACGUAGAGCUAGCCCACAUAUCACACUCUGAAUGAAUAAAUAACUAUGCACAAUUAUGUUUCUUAUAGCUACGCGUGGUUUCUGGGUCGACUGAAAACCUACCAUUUGCUUUUCUAUUCAUCUUUAUAAUGGACUUUCAAAAGUGCAUUAGACAAGGCCCCUAACCACUUUUGGAUCCUUUCUGUUUUGCUGCAACCAUAUUCCUUAAAACAAAAAACAAAGCAAGUCUACACCCGUCUCAGAAAGCAGAAUAAAAAGGAGCAGAGUACAAAAUCCAAAGUCUGAAGAAUUUGUAAAGAAAAAAAAAACAAAAAACUGUAACCGGUGCUUAAAGCUGAUCAAGAAAGUAAAAACAACACACAAACCACAUGUUUGGUCCAUUGUCCGGAAGCACCAUCCCCUUGUCACAGGAGCUCCUGGGCCCCAGCAGUUGGUUGGUUCAGACUUCAAGUAAUUUUUGAUGUGGUGUGCUUGUGGCUGGCCUCCUUAUAAAAGACAUGAUGCUUCCCAGAACCUGUUCCAUCUGUAUGCCAUUGUUCAUGCCUUAAAAAAUGCAAAGAUGUACAAUAAACCAUUUUUUAAAUGUGUACUCAUAGGUUUAUGUGAAGGACAGAUCUUUUGAAUCAUGGCAUGAUUCACUUUCUCAAUCAGAACAAUGAUUUGACUGACACGUGGACUGAAAAUUGAACAACACGUACGUUACAUUGACACGUCAGUUACCAUCUGGUGUAUCUGAAGGUCAAGAAGGAAAAGGUGCGCUAAGUAGAUCUCUGUAUUCACGUUGCUCGUUAAGUUCCUGUCCUGCGUUCAGAUAAUAAACCAUCCCUCUUCCACCUAA